Messenger RNA from Rodentolepis nana, 1599 nucleotides. The record is from the annotation of a GenBank genome assembly. NCBI's taxonomy places the organism in Eukaryota, Metazoa, Platyhelminthes, Cestoda, Cyclophyllidea, Hymenolepididae.
AUGAGGUUCGAGUUUCCCUUCUUUUCGAUUCCAGAGACUAUUUCUCCUACACAAAAACUCUUUCUACAGAUUGAUCUUGAUAGAGAUGGAUUAAUUUCAAAGGAGGAUAUAAAAUUUUUUCUCAGACAAUUCGACUUAAAGCUAACUAAUAACAACCUGGAUGUUUUAGCAGAGAUUUUCAUAGAACGAUGUGGUGUUGACAGUGAACAUGGUUAUGUAAAUGCAGAACAAUUUUCACACUAUGUCCAUGAACAAGAUCGUCUCCUUUCCCCUAUCUAUGCUCAAAUGGAUAGGAACAUGCAAGGAAAGGUUGAUUAUAUGGAUAUUCAGGCCUAUUUCAUGACAUUGGGCAUUCCUGUUGAUGGCGAUGAAGCCAAACAUCUACUUCGACGUAUUGAUAGAAAUAAAAACGACCGCAUUGAAUAUGAAGAGUGGAGAAAAUUUCUUUUAUUUCUGCCUAUUACUAAUAUUGCCUGUGUUACACAGUUUUGGCGACAUGGCGCAGUUCUUGAUCUCUCCGUGGAUCCGGUAGUCGCUAUCCCUCAAUUUAUGAAACACGAGCAUGUUCUAAAAAGGGACUUACUCCAGUUUAUUGCUGGUGGAACGGCCGGAGUCAUUUCUCGAACCUGCACGGCCCCCAUUGAUAGACUGAAAUUGAUGCGCCAGGUUUACGGAUAUAAGCAUAAAGAGAGUGGGUUUGUGGAAGCUUAUCGGUAUAUGCUCAAGGAGGGGGGUGCAUUUUCUCUUUGGCGAGGAAAUCUCAUAAACUCCAUCAAGAUUGCUCCAGAAACUGCUGCCAAAUACACCACCUAUGAACGAUACAAGCGUCUUCUUAUGGACGUGGAUGAAGAUGGCUUCUUUGAUCAGCAUCCUGUGAUCACCAAAUUCGCUGCCGGUUCUUUGGCUGGAAUUACUGCUCAAACUAUUGUCUAUCCAAUGGAAGUCCUUAAAACUCGAAUGUGCCUUCGAAAAACCGGCCAGUACAAAUCCUUGUGGGAUUGCGCUGGAAAGAUAUACAAAGAGCUGGGAUUUCUGGGCUUCUUCCGAGGAUAUGGAGUCAAUCUUGUCGGGGUUAUUCCCUACGCAGGUAUCGAGCUGGCUACUUAUGAAUGGCUGAAGUCAAUGUACAUCCAUCGGUAUAUGAGUCAAAUUCUCCAGUUAUCUCCGCGCGUCUUUCCCAAUUACAGCUGUGGAAAUCUGUAUGUUCACCCUCCCUCUCACAUAAUUCCGUUCAUUGCGGCUACAUCUUCUAUGCUGGGCAUCGUAGUAACGUAUCCAGUGGCCCUUAUAAGAGCGAAAUUGCAGGCGACUGCCUACUACCACACUAAACCCCCUUCCACACCCGCUAUCCUUCAAUCUGCCACUGCUGCUGGAUUAACCACCGAUUUCUCCACCUCCAUGACCACCUCCAUCAGAAGGCCAGAACCCGUCACAGUACCCUCUCUUCUCCAAGCCAUCUGGAAAGGAGAGGGCCUGGUGGGUUUCUACCGCGGCCUUGGGGCCAAUUUGGUGAAAGUUCUACCUGCCACCGCCAUCUCUAUGCUCACAUAUGAAACCAUUCGACGAGAGGUUAAUCUUGGCCCUAUGGGCUCUGGGUGA